Triticum dicoccoides is the source of this 897-nucleotide messenger RNA. Its product is annotated as protein NUCLEAR FUSION DEFECTIVE 2-like. Gene Ontology annotation, molecular function: ribonuclease III activity. Gene Ontology annotation, biological process: RNA processing. Bases 1 to 579 code for a protein of 192 amino acids. The record is from RefSeq and is a predicted model, not a curated record. NCBI's taxonomy places the organism in Eukaryota, Viridiplantae, Streptophyta, Magnoliopsida, Poales, Poaceae. The transcript is spliced from 2 exons.
AUGGGCAUGGGAAACCGCCAUCGCUUCGAGUAUAGGCCAGGGGCCCAGGGCAGUCAGAGCAGCAAUGGCGUCCCCGCCGCCGCCGUCCUCCUCCUGCUCCUCGUCCCCGUCUCCCAUCCACUGGCCUCAGGCCUGGAGUCCUCGCCGUUCGACGCGGCGCUGGCGGCGCUGCAGGGCCGGAUCGGCUACGCGUUCGGGUCCCCGGACCUGCUCCGCCGCGCGAUGACGCACGCCUCCUACUCGCGCGAGAACGGCCGGGCGCUGGCCGUGCUCGGCCUGGCCGCGGCGGAGUCGGCCGCCGCGCUGCGGGCCCUCGCCGCCGACCGCGACGCGCCGGCCUCCGCCGUCUCCCGCGCCGCGCGCGACGCCGCGGGGGAGCCCGCCUGCGCCGCGGCGGGCGCCCGCGCGGGCAUCCCGGGCGUCGUGCGCGUCGCCGGGUCCACCAAGGCCUCGGCCCCGCCCGUGGUCUGCGGCGCCCUCCGCGCGCUCCUCGGCGCCGUCGCCGUCGACAACGGCACCGCCGCCGCCGCCGCCGAGGUCUUCUGGCGCCUCCACGUCAUCACCGCCGCCGCCAUGUGACGCGUGCACGAGUAAUAAAUCAUCCAAGAUGGUUUGCACUUGCACAUCAGUGUUCACAAGUAUAUUUACUAGUAGGAUAAGUGAAGCUGCUGCUGCAAUCUACCUCUAUGUAAAUUAUGAACUGCCACCUAGAGCCUGGAUGAAAAUCAUCAACUUCCACUUUGAUUUCGUAUGCAAAUUAUGAACAGUCACUCAGAGCUCUGAUGAAAAUCAUGAACCUCCACUUUGAUCUUGUAUGCAAAUUAUGAACUGCCGCUUCGAGUUGUGCUAUGUCUGAUUUGAGAUGGAUCAUGGAACAAGAGUUCCUUGUCGAAUUCA